Amoebophrya sp. A25 is the source of this 2466-nucleotide messenger RNA. Lineage: Eukaryota; Dinophyceae; Syndiniales; Amoebophryaceae. The record is from the annotation of a GenBank genome assembly.
AUGAGUACUAGUUUUUUUUCUUUUUGGGGACUGAUUCUUCGGAGAUUCUUUUCUAGUCGUGAAGAUGGAACUAGAAAAGAAUCUUCUAACGUCCUAUUAGUUAGAACUGUAGUUCUUCGCGAGGGCUUAGGGCUUAGAACCAAUGGGCUUAGGGAGAAACUUAGCCCCAUCAGGGUUCUAACUAUUAGUAGAACUAGUUAGUUCUUUUCUAGUCGUUAGAAGAUUCUUUUCUAGUGUAGUAAAAACUAGUGUAAAUAGUUAGAAGAUUCUUUUCUAGUCGUUAGAAGAUUUUUCUUUUCUACAAAAAAGGUAACGGCUAUUCCAAGUUGACCGAUUUUGGGUUCGCGAAAAUAGUAGAACCGGGAAGCAGGACCUACACUCUGUGCGGUACUCCGGAAUACAUAGCGCCAGAAGUUUUGCUGAACAAGGGACACAGCAAGCCAGUGGACUGGUGGACACUUGGUACGUCUACUAAGUAUGAAUCGUGAGGGUUUUUGAUACUCGCAAUCAACACAUGAAGAAAAAACCUCUAACUAAUGUCAGUAGUAGUGUCUUCUAAACCCCUGGAGUGGGUACAUUCAUUCAUUCAUUCAAUGACUUAUAUGGGCGGGUUUAGAAGACUUACUACAACUAUGUACUUAUGUACUACCUACAUUAAUACUAAGUACUAUUACUACAACAAUUAGAAUUACUUAUAUAGAGGCAAUGCCAUAUUUGUAUGAGGUUACUCGCUACUACGUACAUCAUGACGGUUAGUACUCUCAAUCAACUAGCUGUGACAAUUGCGGAAGGUAACUGUUUGGUAUUUUUGAUCAUGUUGAGACGUACAACCACUACCGCACUCCCAACUGGCUGAGAUGUUGAAUACUCCACUUAUUCACAAUACUCCCAUUCCCAAUACUCGCAUUCCCAAUAGUCCCAUUCCCAAUACUCCCAUUCCCAAUACUCCCAUUCCCAAUACUCCCAUUCCCAAUACUCCCAUUCCCAAUACUCCCAUUCCCAAUACUCCCAUUCCCAAUACUCCCAUUCCCAAUACUCCCAUUCCCAAUACUCCCAUUCCCAAUACUCCCAUUCCCAAUACUCGCAUUCCGAAUACUCCCAUUAUUCACAAUACUCGCAUUCCGAAUACUCCCAUUAUUCACAACACUCCCAUUCCCAAUACUCUCAUUCCCAAUACUCCCAUUCCCAAUACUCCCAUUCCCAAUACUCCCAUUCCCAAUACUCCCAUUGCACUUUCUGCUCGGAUCGGCAACAGGUAUCCUCAUAUACGAAAUGGUUGUCGGACAGCCGCCAUUCUGCGACGAAGACCCGAUGAACAUUUAUCAGAGAAUCCUUGCAGGAAAGAUCUUCUUUACAAAGUAUUUUGUUUGUGUAUUUGAUUUUAGGCGACAGUUGUUACAAAGUAUUUUGGUUGCUACAAUAUUAAGAUUAGAACAAUAUGAUGACCGGUAGGACGGCUCUCCAACGGAGGCACUGUCAGACUUGGUGGCCUCACAAGUAGACACUAAUAGCGACACAAGAGGCAGCAUGAAAUGAACAGCCUUCGCGAUGUAAAAUGCUUACCGUUUGAGGCGGCCCACGUGGCUCUGUGUAAGAUUUGCUUCAAACUUGAUAAGCGACCGUUCGACCUGAAGUACAUGACCAUGACCAAUGUGCUUCUUCAGCGAAACUAUUGUGUCUUCAUUGAAUCUUUUCAGGACUAGUUUCGGUUCCUCUUGAAUAGAACUCCUUAUCCUCCGCCGCAAAAUAGGACCUUCGAUAAGAACUGCCGCGGCUUGGUCAAGAAGCUGCUCACAGCGGACCUGAGUAAGCGAUACGUUAUGGCUGAACAAUAUCAAAAGGACUGAAGAAAAUGGAGCUCAGAAAAAUCUUUCGCUCUAGACCUCUUGUUUCUGGUAGAAAAUUGACUUUCGACACUCAUAGUACGACUUUUUAACUGUCCUAUCGAGCUGGUUUUCCACAACUUCCGUGCUCCUCCUCCUCCCGCUUCUAAAAAGCGCAACCUGGUGAAAGGAAGUCAAGACAUCUUCCAGCACAAAUGGUACGCAGACAUGGACUGGAAUAAGUUGAAGACGUACGAGUUGGAAGCGCCGUUUUUUCCGCCGCAAAGCAGUACUUGGAUUUAAAGUUUGAUAUUUAAAAGUCAGGGAUACUAUUCUUAACACCGUCAUUUACAUUGCAAAAAUGUCACGGAGGACAGUAGAAACAAUUGAUUGAAGAAGCCCGUUCCAUCCAUGUCUUCAGAUUAUGACUGAUUGAUUGAAUUAAGCUGAUUGAUUGUAUUUAGACAUGGACUGGAAGCGGCGUUUUUUCCACUGACUGAGCAAGAACAUCGUGAAACACUUUCGUUUUUUCAACUUCUUUCCGCCAGAUGAAAUGGACAUGAGCAACUACGAGCAGAUCCCGGAUAGUUUGGAGCUUCCACCACCGGUUGCAGGUUCCGGGGAUCCGUUCGCGAACUGGUAA